AUGGGAACGCCUGGGAAUGUUUCCUGGAUCCAGCAACUGGGCGUGGAGGAUCCACUAGCCAUGUACCUGAACAGCACGGAGGAGUACCUGGCGCGCGUGUGUGGACCCAGGCGCAGCCACCUGUCCCUCCCGGUGUCCGUGGCCUAUGCGCUGAUCUUCCUGGUGGGGGUCGUGGGCAACCUCUUGGUGUGCCUGGUGAUCCUCCGGCACCAGACCCUGAAGACACCCACCAAUUACUACCUGUUCAGCCUGGCUGUCUCGGACCUGCUGGUCCUGCUCCUGGGGAUGCCUCUGGAAGUCUACGAGAUGUGGUACAACUACCCCUUCAUCUUUGGGCCGGUGGGAUGCUACUUCAAGACGGCCCUCUUCGAGACCGUGUGCUUCGCCUCCAUCCUCAGCAUCACCACGGUCAGCGCGGAGCGUUACGUGGCCAUCGUCCACCCAUUCCGGGCCAAGCUGGAGAGCACAGCUGCCCUUCAGGGUUUUGACAUCGUGGAGCUGAAGAGAGAUGAAUCCCUUGAGGCAGAUGAAAUGACUUCGAACAUUCACAGACCCUCCCGAAAGUCAGUCACCAAGAUGCUGUUUGUGCUGGUCCUUGUGUUUGCCAUCUGCUGGACCCCCUUCCACGUCGACCGACUCUUCUUCAGCUUUGUGGAGGAGUGGACCGAGUCCCUGGCUGCUGCGUUCAACCUCAUCCACGUGGUGUCAGGUGUCUUCUUCUAUUUGAGCUCGGCUGUCAACCCCAUUAUCUAUAACCUCCUGUCCCGCCGCUUCCGUGCAGCCUUCCGGAAUGUGAUCUCUCCUUCCUGCAGAUGGAGGCACUGCCAGGAUCAGCCUCAGGGGACAUCCACCCAGAGGAACAUCUUCCUGACACAAUGUCGCCUUGUGGAUCUGACUGAGGACGCAGGCCCCCGUUUGCCUUGUCUGUCACCCAUCUACAACUUGCACCUCUCCACAGUCCCCUGCACUGGGCAGGCAUUGUGA
Nannospalax galili (Upper Galilee mountains blind mole rat) is the source of this 984-nucleotide messenger RNA. RefSeq names its product neuromedin U receptor 2 (gene Nmur2). Gene Ontology annotation, biological process: G protein-coupled receptor signaling pathway. Gene Ontology annotation, cellular component: plasma membrane. Bases 1 to 984 code for a protein of 327 amino acids. NCBI's taxonomy places the organism in Eukaryota, Metazoa, Chordata, Mammalia, Rodentia, Spalacidae. The transcript has 5 exons. The record is from RefSeq and is a predicted model, not a curated record. Gene Ontology annotation, molecular function: neuromedin U receptor activity.